AUGCCCACCGACCACGCAACGGUGGAACUGAAUAGUGUAUGGGUGCCUGGAUCGGCGGUUUUCGGAUCGGUCAACCAGGGACUAGCCAUCGCCCAAACAUUUGUGCACGAGAAUAGAAUUCGUCAAGCAACCAGCUCCUGUGGGGCCGCACAGUACUUCCUGGACCGAAGCAUCGAGCGCGCGCGGACACGGAAGAUAUGGGGUGAAGGGCAAACCCUGGCUGAUAACCAGGCUAUUCAGUUCCUGGUCGUUGAGUUAAUGACGCAAGUGGAGAUGCUGCGACUGUUCAUAUUGAAGACAAGCUGGGAGAUGGAUCGUAUUGUGGCGGUGUGCCAGUCAUCGGAAGCCCAGCGCCCGCCAUGGGUGGGAAUUGAGCGCCGACUCUCCGGUCAGGUGGCCCUGUGUAACUUCUGGGCAAAUCGAUUAUGCUGUCAAGCUGCCGACCGAGCGAUUCAGAUUCAUGGGGGUGAUGGAUACUCUCGUCACUACCCUUUUGAACACAUAUAUCGUCAUUUCCGUCGCUAUCGAAUCACAGAAGGCGCAGAGGAGAUUCAGAUGCGCAAGAUUGGGGCGUACAUUUUUGGAUUUUCUGGCCCAAAGAAAAAGGAGAUGGAACAUGUUGAGCGUUCAAAAGCCAAAAUUUGA
Messenger RNA from Penicillium hordei, 645 nucleotides. Its product is annotated as acyl-CoA dehydrogenase. The coding region runs from base 1 to 645 and encodes 214 amino acids. The record is from RefSeq and is a predicted model, not a curated record. The transcript has 2 exons. Gene Ontology annotation, biological process: butyrate catabolic process; fatty acid beta-oxidation using acyl-CoA dehydrogenase. NCBI's taxonomy places the organism in Eukaryota, Fungi, Ascomycota, Eurotiomycetes, Eurotiales, Aspergillaceae.